AUGGCGACGGUCAUAUUGAAAGGAUCUAUGUCCAAGCUUAUAUCAAGCGAAUGGAUAGGCAAUAUACACAACAAGUUCUCAUUGCCGUACCAAUUACUGUCAAGAAGAUUAAAAUUUAAUUGGCCUUUCAACCGUAAAGAUUAUAUUUCAACUCCGAAAGCAGCUAUCAAACCUUGGACUAUUAGUGUGCAUGGCAAAACAAUUUCAGAUCCCUAUCACUGGUUGAAAGAUCAAGGUAAUGCAGCAGUCAUGAAAUAUCUUCAGCAAGAAAAUUCAUAUGCUAAGAAGGUCAUGACAAAUACAAAAUCAAUCCAAUCUAAGCUAGUACGAACAAUGAGUGACAUAGAAGCUCAGCUAACUGUUCCUCCUGAGAUAUUGGAAAAAUAUGAGUAUUAUAUGAAAGAAGAGAGCGCUGCAUCUUUACCUAUUUAUUGUCGCCGUAAGCUGGAUAGCAAUCUUGUCGAUAAUAAUGAAGAAGUCAUUUUAGAUCUAAAUGAUUUGUCGAAAAGACAUCAACAUUGUUGUGUCGGUCAGCUGAAAGUUUCUCCAUCUCACCGGCUAGUUGCUUACACUUUUGACACUAACGGAAAAGAAAAUUAUGAAGCACAUAUAAUAGAUCUAAGUGGAAAUCAACCGAAUGUGAUAGACGUAAUCAGGGAUGCGUUCGCUGUUGAAUUUGCAUCGAAUGAAGAUAGUAUUAUCUAUACUAAACAAAAUUAUAGACGUCGACCCUACCAAGUAUGGUUAAGAGCGUUCGAUUCUAGACUAACGGAUCGACUACUCUUCCAAGAAGAUGACGAAAAGUAUUUCCUACAUAUUGUAUGUACAAAGAAUCAUCGCUUUCUUACUAUUAACUUGAAUUCAAAAUCAUCAUCUGAGGUUUGGGCUUUAGAUACAGAAAAAUUGAAAUCUAAACCGGUUCUUAUUAAAGAAAGGGAACUUGACUGUGAAUGUUAUGUCGAUCAUAGCAACAAUCAUUUUUAUAUAUUAACUAAUGACAAAUCUUCAGGAAAAUAUAAGGUUAUGAUGGCACCUGAUCAAAAUCCUGGUCGUGAUAAUUGGAAAGAACUGCAAGCUAUGGAUAAGGACUCUGCUAGUGAUAGUACUGACACUCUCUUAGAUGAUAUGGAUAUCUUUGCAGAUUAUUGUGUUCUCUACCAAAGAGAAAACUUAGAACCGCAGAUAACAAUAGUUAACCUACAUUCACCACUCCAAUGCCAAACCUUUAAACUUCCUAUUGGUACCAUCGCCUCUGCUUCUAACUUUACUUUCUCCGCAGAUACUGUAAGGUUUUCAUAUUCGUCCCCUCUAAUUGCUGAUACAUUUUAUGAGUUGGAUAUGAGAACUAUGGCAUUAAACAACUUGACGCCAUCAACGAUUGGCUUGGAUAGUGAUCAAUACUCAUUCUAUAUUUCACAUGCCACUAGCAAGGAUGGAUGUAAAAUACCAAUAUCGUUAUGUCAUCGCAAAGAUAUCGUUCUGAAUAGCAGCACUCCUUUGCUAGCCAUAGUUUAUGGUGCUUAUGGAAUGGAAUUAAACCGACAGUUUUCAGUUCAAAAUAUGUGUUUGUUGAAAGCUGGAUGGGUUCUUGCCUUCUGUCAUGUCAGGGGUGGUGGUGAAUUUGGAAGGCAUUGGUAUUAUCAAGGUCGUCAACUUAAUAAAAUGAAUUCAUUCUAUGACUUCUUAGCUUGCAUUAAUGAGGUACAAGAUCAAGGCUACACUAAGCCAACAUUGACAUCUUGCAAAGGUACUAGUGCCGGAGGUUUGAUUGUUGCUCAUCUUUGUAACAAUCACCCGAAUAAAAUAGCUGCAGCAAUUAUGAAGGUACCACAUGUAGAUAUCUUGGGAACGAUGCUUGAUCAGUCCUUGCCAUUGACUGUCGAAGAGUAUGAAGAAUGGGGUGAUUUAAAUUCCAGCCAUGUAUUUGACUAUAUUUGUUCUUACUGCCCUUACACCAAUAUUCAGCGCAAUCUUUAUCCUUCUUUGCUAUUAACUGCAUCUUAUAAUGACAAUCGAGUACCUUAUUGGUCUCCAGUUCGCUUUAUGGCAAAAUUGAGAGCAGCUCAACGAGACUAUCAAUCACAACAUGAAGGUGCCACAACGAAUAAUAAAAUUUAUCACAUCUUAAAAACUAAUCUGUCAUCCGGUCAUUAUGGUACAGCUGGCGAUGAAGGAUUAAAAGAGGCUGCUUUUGAGAUUGCAUUCCUCCAUAAAGCCCUAGAUCUGCCUGACGAACUCUUGAACACUUUUAACUAG
Molecule: messenger RNA, 2256 nt
Organism: Trichoplax adhaerens
Lineage: Eukaryota; Metazoa; Placozoa; Uniplacotomia; Trichoplacea; Trichoplacidae
Exons: 10
Coding region: 1-2256 (751 amino acids)
Biological process (GO): proteolysis
Molecular function (GO): serine-type endopeptidase activity
Source: RefSeq, a predicted model, not a curated record